GUUGUCAGUAAUUCCGAUGUAAAGUCCAGUCCAAGAAACAGUUUAGUGUUAUUUGGUUUAGCAGCCUGAAGAGUGCAAGAACAAAACCGAAACGUUAAAUUCCCGCCUUCCAGCUACCUCCGGGCGAAUGAAUGGAAUCUUUGGAUGUGUUCUGUCUCCUCAAAUCGUGCAACAAUUAACCACACCGAAAUGGAUGGAAAGUGUGAAGAAAUGUAUUUACAGAAUCUUGAAGAAUUCGUUAUGGAUGAAGAUAAAAUAGUCACUUAUAAAUGGCUAAGCAAGACCCUGAAUAUCCAUGUGAAUCAAUCAAAACAACUACUGUACACAUUCUGUAAGGAUAAAAAAGACCUUGUGUCUGCAACAUUUUUAAUAGCAGGAAAGCUACGAUGCAAUGGAGAAUGCCACAUGGUUGUUGUUGGGCAAGAUCAAUAUGAGGAAAUGAAAUUGUCGUUUGAGUCUCUCUCGUCCGAGCAUGUUUACAGCAUUCAGAGAGCAAAGAAAACUCCGUCCUUAAGCACUCUCUACACUGUGAACACUCAACCUUUCGAUGAAAAAGAAGGUGUUGAAAGCCUGGGAGCUAUUAGGUGCAAAGAGAGUGUGCGGAGAGCUGCUGAAGAAUUAGCGCUCCUUAGAAUUACUGUUCCCCCUCCAGCACCUGCCAAAGUUGUACCGAAACAAACACAGUCUGCUGCUUCCUCGUCUAAAGAAUCUGAAAAGGUGUCACCCCUCAAAUCAAAGUCUGAAGAAAGAAAUGGGAAAGAACCUGCAACCAAAGACAAGGCAAAGGGAGGCCUUGCGGCAAUGUUUGCAGCCCAAACUUCAAAGGCCUCGAAAUCAACUGCUGCGUCUUCCUCAACAACUAAAAAUAACACAGCAGGCAAGAAAACAGGCGGUAUAUCAAAUUUCUUUAGCAAAGUCAGUAAGGAAGAACCCACUGAAAAAUCCAGUAAACCAGAUGGAAACAAAGAACCUACAGUGAAGACCUGUGAAGAGGAGUCUGUUGAUGUGGAAAAUGUAUCAGAAGAGGCGAAAGAGAUCUGUGAUGACAUACCAUCUAAACAUUCUAGCUCUGUAACUGCUAAAGUUGAGAAGAAGCCCAGCCCAGAGUCCAAGAGUAAACAAACACCUAAGGCAACCAAACAGAAUAAAAAGAAAAGAGUUAAGGCACAGGAAAAGAAGGAUGAUGGAAAGAAGAGGAAACGUAUCAGGCAAAUAUCUGAUAGUAGUGAUGAUGAUAUUUUUGACGAAGAAGAAGAUAAAGUAUCAUCACGAGAGCCAUCUCCAGUGCCAGUGCUUGAAGCGAAAGCUCUGGAAUCAGACGAGGAGGACGAUGUUAUACCCCCUACUCCAGACGCAGGGAGCAGUAGUGGUCGGGUCCGCCGGAAAAGGAAAGUCAAUAAAGACAAAACCUUUAUGGAUGACGAUGGAUAUGUUGUUACACAGAAGGUUACUGAAUAUGAAAGCUACAGUGAAAGUGACACCGAAAAUCAAGAGUCCAAAAAGAUGAAGGAACCACCAUCAACAGCGUCAAGCAAAGAAUCCCCUUCCUCCUCCAAAAGCAAAACAAAGAAAGGCAAAGCCCCUGCUAGUAAGAAACCAUCUCCAAUCAAAAACAAGUCCCCUGCCAAGAACAAACAACAAUCAUUAAUGAAUUUUUUCAAGAAAAAGGAUUAAGCAAAUCAUGGUGAGCAUCACCAAGCAUUCCUGUUUGGUUUCUAUUGCUGUUAUUCUUAAAUAUGAGUAGUCUUCCUUCAUCAAGUCUUUGCCAACUCUGCAUGAUUGUGAUGGCACAUUGUGGUGUCCAUUUUAAUUUCAGUUGUCCUGUAAAUGUACUGUGAGAAAUUUUUAUAAGGCCAGGUUGUAAUUGCAGUUUUAAACUAUGGUUAAAAGUGAUACUUAAUACAACAUUUUUAGAAAUCUA
Molecule: messenger RNA, 1921 nt
Organism: Frankliniella occidentalis (western flower thrips)
Lineage: Eukaryota; Metazoa; Arthropoda; Insecta; Thysanoptera; Thripidae
Gene: PolD3
Product: DNA polymerase delta subunit 3
Exons: 10
Coding region: 145-1674 (509 amino acids)
Biological process (GO): DNA strand elongation involved in DNA replication; DNA replication; nucleotide-excision repair, DNA gap filling
Cellular component (GO): delta DNA polymerase complex; nucleus
Molecular function (GO): DNA-directed DNA polymerase activity
Source: RefSeq, a predicted model, not a curated record